Messenger RNA from Oryza sativa Japonica Group (Japanese rice), 2807 nucleotides. RefSeq names its product protein ROLLING AND ERECT LEAF 2-like. The record is from RefSeq and is a predicted model, not a curated record. NCBI's taxonomy places the organism in Eukaryota, Viridiplantae, Streptophyta, Magnoliopsida, Poales, Poaceae.
ACUGAAGCGAGAAUAGAGAGCAAAGCAAAGCGAAGCAGCAGCUGCAGCUCACUCCUCCCACUCGAGUAGAGCAGCCAACUCCUCUCUCUCUCUCUCGCCGCAGCGAGGAGGGAGACGACGGCGAAUCGGAGAGGGCGUUAGAUCGAAUCGGAGAGGAGGGGAAGCGCGCGCGCGCGCUCGCGUCGCGGGUGGGGGGCGAUGGGGUGCACGGCGUCGAAGGUGGAGCAGGAGGACACGGUGCGGCGGUGCAAGGAGCGGCGGCGGCACAUGAAGGAGGCGGUGGCGUCGCGGCAGCAGCUGGCGUCGGCGCACGCCGACUACCUCCGCUCCCUCCGCCUCACCGCCGCCGCGCUCUCCCGCUUCGCGCAGGGCCACCCGUCGCUCGCCGUGUCGCACCACACCGCGCCGGUGCUCCUCACCACGGCCGCGCCCGCGCUGGCGCCGACGCCGACGCCGCCGCCGCCGUCAUCCACGGCGUCGUCCUCGCUCCCGCCACCGACGCCGCUGCUCCCCAAGCACCAGCAGGCGCCGCCGCCGCCACCGCCCACGCAGUCGCAUCAGCCGCCUCCUCCCGUGGCGGUGAGGGCUCCCCGCGGCGGGCCGCGUCGCCUCAAGGUGCCGCACAUCCUGUCCGACUCCAGCGUCGCCAGCCCGGCGCGGUCGUCGUUCCGGAAGCCGGUGGUGGGGACGCCGUCGUCGUCGUCGGCGUGGGACUGGGAGAACUUCUACCCGCCGUCGCCGCCGGACUCCGAGUUCUUCGACCGCCGCAAGGCCGACCUCGAGGAGGCCAACCGCCUCCGCGAGCUCGAGGAGGAGGAGAAGGCCCGGGGCUACCUCCACCCCCACCACCUCAAGGAAGAGGACGAGGUCGACGACGACGACGACGAGAGGGAGGAGGAGAUGCAUUGCGGCGGAUGGGAGGACGACGACGACCACUACGCGUCGACGACCACCUCGGAGACCAGAUCGGAGGAGGGGGAAAUGGGGAACAGAUCGGAGUGCGGCUUCGCGGCCAGAUCGGAGUACGGCGGCACGGCGCCGUCGGAGUACGCCGCCGCGCCGCUGCCACUGCCGCUGAGGAGGAGGGACGAGAGGUCGGAGGCCGGGGACUCCUCCUCCACGGUCACGGCGGCCGCCGAGAUGCGGAUGGUGAUCCGCCACCGCACGCUGGCGGAGAUCGUGGCCGCCAUCGAGGAGUACUUUGUCAAGGCGGCCGAGGCCGGCAAUGGCGUCUCGGAGCUCCUGGAGGCUAGCCGCGCGCAGCUGGACCGCAACUUCCGGCAGCUCAAAAAGACGGUGUACCACUCGAACAGCUUGCUAUCGUCGCUGUCGUCGACAUGGACUUCAAAGCCACCAUUGGCUGUUCGCUACAAGUUGGACACCAAUGCGUUAGAGAUGGAGUCAAUGGAAGGGAAGAGCCAUGGGUCGACACUGGAGCGUCUUUUGGCCUGGGAGAAAAAGCUCUAUCAGGAGGUCAAGGCUAGAGAGAGCGUUAAGAUUGAGCACGAGAAGAAGCUUUCUACUCUGCAGAGCCUGGAGUACAGAGGGAGGGAUAGUACCAAGCUGGAUAAGACCAAGGCCUCCAUAAACAAGCUGCAAUCGUUGAUCAUCGUGACUUCACAGGCCGCAACUACCACAUCCUCAGCCAUUGUCAGGGUGCGUGACAAUGAGCUUGCACCACAGCUUGUCGAGCUUUGCUUCGCGCUGUUGAGCAUGUGGAGAUCAAUGAACCAUUUCCAUGAGAUCCAGAAUGAAAUUGUUCAGCAAGUCCGUGGUCUGGUAGACAAUUCCAUGGCUGAGUCAACAUCUGAUCUUCACCGGCUUGCCACCCGUGAUCUUGAGGCUGCUGUCUCAGCAUGGCACUCAAACUUCAACCGUCUCAUCAAGUAUCAACGUGAUUAUAUACGUGCCCUCUAUGGCUGGCUGAAGCUCACACUCUUCCAAGUGGACAGUAAUAUCCCACAAGAGGCUUACACCUCGCUGAUCUCUCGUGAACUCACCACCUUCUGUGAUGAGUGGAAGCAAGCACUGGACCGGCUUCCAGAUGCUUCGGCUUCGGAGGCUAUCAAGAGCUUCGUGAAUGUUGUCCAUGUCAUCUACACUAAGCAGGCAGAGGAGAUGAAAAUAAAAAAGCGGACAGAGACAUAUUCAAAGGAGCUGGAAAAGAAGACCAACUCACUUCGAGCCAUUGAGAAGAAGUACUACCAAUCCUAUUCAAUGGUUGGCCUUGGCCUUCCUGGCAGUGGGCGCGAUGGCAUUGAAAGCCAUUCGUUCGAUGCCCGCGAUCCUCUUGCAGAGAAGAAAACCGAGAUUGCCCAAUGUCGGCGGAAGGUGGAGGACGAAAUGACAAGGCAUGCUAAGGCAGUGGAGGUAACUAGAUCAAUGACACUGAACAACAUCCAAACAGGCCUGCCAGGAAUGUUCCAAGCCAUAGCUGGUUUCUCAGGAACAGUUGUUGAAGCCCUUGACGUUGUCUGCAGGCGAGCUGGAUCGGUGCGGUAGAAGCUUGCGCUGCCAGACUUUCCAAGAAACCGUUCGUUAAGUCUUUUUGGGUGGUUCAGUAAUUUAUAUAGGGAAAAUGCAAUAUAUAUAGCUAAAAUUAGUGAUGAGAAUAUGGGGGAGAAGGCUCCCUUGAUGUUUUGCCUUGUUGGGAGUUGGUCAUUUUGGUUGUAGAUAAAUGAUUUUACUCAGGAUUGUUGAUGUUCUUUUGCUUGUCCUGUGAAGUGCAAGGGAAGAUUACAUUGUACAGAUGCUGUGGUCACUUCACCUAGCAAAUCUAACGGCGAGUUAUGCUUGCACUUCUCCCA